GUUGUAAUGUUACUCGAAUUCAUAUGUGUUGCUUUGUUUAGUGUGAUUGGUGCUGCGGUUUAUGUACUGUUUGUGACCAGUUUAACAUGGGUAGUGGAGUUGAGAGCCAGUAUAAUAAAUUCAGACACAAAGUCACGAAAUGGAGCAGUCAUAUGCCACACCUGUGGAACUAACUUCAUGGAGAACUGCACCGUUGAGGAUGGCAAAUGUCAGAUAUGCGGAAGAAAACUAUGCAGUCGCUGUGGAUUAGAAUGGAUUUGCCCUCUUUGCAACAAAAAAAGAACAGAAAGAGAAAAUAAAAUAAGUACAGAUUUGAAUGACCAAGAGAUAUUAGCAGCAGCAAAAAUAAUGAAAGUUCUGAAAAUGAAAGGAUAUUCCUCAGAAUCAGUUCAAGGAAUCAAUAAGCAAGCUUGCAUUAAACAGAACCACAUCAACCACAUUCUAGAAUCAUCUUAUACUAAUGACUUUGGAGGAAAAGAUGUAAUAUUUCCAGAAUACGGAGUAAAUUUGCCAAUAGAACCAGCAAAGAAAUGUGAAAGUGAACACUCACUCAAAAUCAAUAAUUGGGAAGGAAACUGGCUUUUUAAAAAGAAAGGUGACACUGAAGUCUUUAAGCCAUUGGCAAUGUUUGUACCUUCUCCCAAACAAAGUUCCAAAGCACAAAUAGGGGGAGUAGAUAUUGAUGAUUUAUCGGAUCUUUCAGAAUGCAGUGAUUCAGAAUUAGAUAAAAUUUUAUACUGAUCUACCAGAAAAUCAGUUUAUCAAUAAAUUGUAGUUAUUGGCAGUUAAUAGUAAAAAAAAAAAAA
Nezara viridula (southern green stink bug) is the source of this 806-nucleotide messenger RNA. NCBI's taxonomy places the organism in Eukaryota, Metazoa, Arthropoda, Insecta, Hemiptera, Pentatomidae. The record is from the annotation of a GenBank genome assembly.